GGCGCAGAGUCUAGCGGGCGGAAGAAUUGAUAAAAAAAAGAGAGUUACUCUCCACCACGCCGAGGAAGAUACCAAGCGAAAGAGUCGAGAGCUAGAGAGAACGGUCAUUCGCGCAUCUAACACUUCUUACCCACCAUGGCUGAAACUGAUUCUUUCCUUCACCUUGCUCGCCCUUUGGGCCCGAUGGCAGUGGGGUCUGCACCGACAACCGCCCCUCUGAAUGUUGUCAUUCAUCCUCAGGCUCUCUUCUCGAUCCUUGAUCAUUCCCUCCGUCGCAAUGCCGACCAGGAGCGUGUCAUCGGAACCCUGCUAGGAACCAGGUCAGAGGAUGGAACUGAGGUGGAAAUUCGUACGACAUUCGCUGUUGGACAUACUGAGACAACGGAUCAGGUUGAGGUCGACAUGGAAUACCAGAAGCAAAUGCUUGCCUUGCAUCUCAAGGCAAACCCGAAGGAAGUGCUGGUCGGUUGGUACGCCACUUCGUCGGAGUUGAACACCUUCUCCGCUUUGAUCCAGAACUUCUACAGCGGGCAAGGUGAUGGAACUUUCCCUCACCCUGCUGUCCACUUGACUGUCUCUACCGAGCCUGGCAAGGAUGUUGAAACCCGCGCCUACAUUUCUGCUCCUGUCGGUGUGACGGCAGAGAGAGCCGCUGACAGCGCUGCCUUUAUCCCCGUCCCCCACGAGAUUCGCUACGGCGAGACCGAAAAGAGUGGUUUGGAGUCUAUUGCUGCCGCUCGCGAUGCUGAAAGCCGUGCUGCGAACAUCUUCACCGAUAUCGAGGCUCUUGAGCGUGCCGUCGAGGAGGUUCUUGGUAUGAUCGACCGCGUUUCCAAGUAUGUCGAAUCUGUCAUCGAUGAGGAAGCUCCUGCAUCGACAGCACUGGGCCAGUUCCUUCUCAACGCUCUCGCUUUGGCGCCCAAGGUUGAGCCUGCCGACAUCGAGCGGGAUUUCAACAACCACAUCCAGGACGUUCUGGUUGUGUCUUACCUGGCCAACACCAUCCGUACACAGAUGGAGCUGUCCAAUCGCUUAGCUACUGCCCAGCUCACCCUUGGCGGCGAAUCCGGUAAUGCAGAAUCCGGCCAGCGCGGAGGUCAGAGAGGUGGCAAGGGAGGCCGCGGAGGGCAGCAGCGGACUCAAGACCGAAGUGGAGAGGAGGCUCGCGCGUAAAGAGGGAACGUAAAACCAAGGCUAUCCAUGAAGACACCUUUUCUUUUCUCUUUACAUCUCUUGUCGCAUCCAAUUUUUACUUCUCGCAUCUAUUAUCCCGCUACUCUGUUUAUCCCUUUUCCCCUUGAUAUGUGUUUAGGGUUCUAUCUUGUCCAGGGCUGUCGUUUCUUGUGGAAAAAGUUUGUUUUCGGUUCUGCUCCCAUCCUUGU
This is a messenger RNA of Aspergillus pseudotamarii, 1382 nucleotides long. RefSeq names its product eukaryotic translation initiation factor 3 subunit F. The coding region runs from base 136 to 1173 and encodes 345 amino acids. NCBI's taxonomy places the organism in Eukaryota, Fungi, Ascomycota, Eurotiomycetes, Eurotiales, Aspergillaceae. Gene Ontology annotation, molecular function: translation initiation factor activity; metallopeptidase activity; translation initiation factor binding. The transcript has 3 exons. Gene Ontology annotation, biological process: translational initiation. The record is from RefSeq and is a predicted model, not a curated record. Gene Ontology annotation, cellular component: eukaryotic translation initiation factor 3 complex, eIF3m.